Drosophila bipectinata is the source of this 1071-nucleotide messenger RNA. NCBI's taxonomy places the organism in Eukaryota, Metazoa, Arthropoda, Insecta, Diptera, Drosophilidae. The record is from RefSeq and is a predicted model, not a curated record.
AUGAGGACAAAGAAGCGAACUAAGGACUGGAACGAGAUAGGGGGCGCGGACGUGGACGAGGACGAGGACGAGGACAAGGACCUGUUUUGGCCCCAGCUCACUUUAGGCAAGGCCCAAGCGGAGCGACAAGGCGACAUCCUGGCUCCUGUACUGCCCAGCAGCGGCUUGGCCGGCCUCGUGGGCGCCGCCAACGGCAAGCACCACCUCAUUUCGCCCACCAACACCCCACUGACCUCGCUGCCAUCUCUGCCGGCCGGCAUUUGCAGCAGUGACAGUGGCAUCUCCACCCUAAGCGCCAUAUCACCUCCGCUUUCCACCUCGACGCCUGCUGUGCCGGCCACUGGAGUCGGAAGCGGAGGGGGUGGAGGCGGAGGCAGCCCUCAGUUGCGGACAUCGCCCGCCCUGAGCAUGCUGGGCAGUGCCACGGCGACUGCCAGUGGAAAAACCGUACACGGCGGCGGAGGUCUCACCGCUGGAAUGUUGGGUCCGGCGGCCAGCAUCGAUCUGGGCAGCUCGCCACUCUCUCACCGCAAUUACAGCAAUACGCUGAAGGGAUUCGGUUUCCGGCGCAGCUUCGACGAUAAGAUCAUCACACCACCGUACGUGUCGCGAGCCCCUACCCACGUCAUUCCUUACCCCCACUUCCACGGGCCACUGCCCGCGGCGACUACACCUCACCACCUACACCUGCAUCACCACCCCAUCGGAAACGGGUCUGAGUCGGGAUCAGGUGCCGGCGCAGUGGGAGGUGGUGGCCUUUACUCUCCUGCGCAUCAAUCUCCGCUGUCUCUGUCGACGGUGACCGCGGCACUGCCAAUAGCUCCUCUUUACGGAUCAGGCUCCCCACUGGCGCUGCCUCUGACGUCCUCGCAGUCGACCACAAAGCUCUCCUACCGCGACGACUUUCUGCAGCAGAUUGGCUACCUGCCAACAACGCGCAUCUAUAGCACCCCAACCAGCAUCGUCGACGAGGACAAGGCGCAGCAGGACUUUCUGUCGCUGUCGCUCUCGCCGCCCCUGAACCGGCGACGGGACAUGCCGUCUCUGCGCGGACCAUUUGUCAGUCUGUGA